Molecule: messenger RNA, 942 nt
Organism: Doryrhamphus excisus (bluestripe pipefish)
Lineage: Eukaryota; Metazoa; Chordata; Actinopteri; Syngnathiformes; Syngnathidae
Gene: lyrm1
Product: LYR motif containing 1
Cellular component (GO): mitochondrion
Source: RefSeq, a predicted model, not a curated record
AAGAGGGUCAUUGGUGACGUCAUCAAAACGCGACAGUCAUAACAGCGGUCCUCACCAGCUUCACUAAACGAAGGAGCCCCAAACAAGCCACUUUCCAAAGAUGACAGCCUCUACUCAAAGGACAGUGUUGUCGUUGUACAUGCGAGUCUUUCGCAUCGCUCGAACCUGGCAAGCACACAGUGGAGCGGCAAGUGACACGCUGACCGAGAGGAAAUACAUACGUCAGGAGGCACGCACUUUGUUCAGACAGAACCAGCAGGUGACGGAUCAAGAAGCCAUAAAAAGAUGUAUUGAAGAAUGUGAAGCAAGGAUAGAACUAGGUCUACAUUACAAGAACCCAUACCCAAGGGCUACCUACCUCCCACCAAUGGGACUGGCCACUCAGAAAGGCAGGAAGCUGCGAACGCAGCAACGCCUGAGGAAGCAGGCCAAGCCAAUUUACUUAAAGUCACAUGAUGAGACCUGAUGCUCCUCCAUCACCGCUGAGUGUUCAUGUUACAGAAGAAAUGGAAAAACUUAAGUGCCAUCACGAGAUGAUCUCAUGGGGCUGAUGUAUCGCCGCCACGCACGGACCACGCUUCAUUCAUGAUAAAGACACUUGUAUAUUAUCUUUUUAACAUUCUUUAAAAUGUUGUGCCAGUCAAGAGCUUUUGUAUAGUCAUCAUUUAUUAUUUUGUAUGUUUUUUUAAAGGCUGACUGAAGUCAAUCUGCAAAAUAGGUAUAUGUCGUUAUUAGAAAAUAGGAAGAGUAUGUAAAUUCACAGAAAUGCACUGAAAAAACACUCAGAAUACAGUCUAUGUCAUUUUAAAAAGGUAAUAAUUACGUGAGAAUAAAGUCAUUCAAUUCCAAUUGAAAUCUUCAUGAGAAAUUAUUUGGAAUUCCAUGCCAAUAUAGUGAGCAUAAAUGGGUACCUACAUUACUAAGAUUCUUCCUGGACUUUGG